AUGACGAUAUCGAGUACUUCUUUGAGUAUGUCGAGUAUUAUCGAGCCAUCCAGUUUGAUCCGACGUCUGGCGGUCUCCCAAGACACACUCGAGAAUUAUCCCACUUGCCUGGAGCAAUUAUUCACUCGUGGACUACAGGCGUGGUGCUGGGACCUGUUCAUCAUUGUCGACAUGCCCGAGAACCUACACCAGAUAUUGUCAGACCCGAUCUACAGCAACCCCGGGCCGAAGUGGGAGGUUCAGGUUCGAAAGGAUAUGCCCAGAGCCUCUUGGAGCUAUGCGGAUGGGUGGAAGAUUAUCGAGGAUUCUUCGCGCCAGGACGCCCACGAGGGUGCGAACAAACUACUCCGACGGAUUACAGAUUACGACUUCCCGGUUGAAGAAUUCAAGCUAUGGUUCCGUGAGGCCAUGGUUCGAGAAUUCCAGAUUCAGUUCGCAAAUGAAGAUGGCGAUCUGAAGCAAGACUCUGUGGAGAUAAGCGGCUUUACAGGGAAAAGUAUUUAUAUUCGAUCAGGUUAUGUGAUUUAG
Aspergillus homomorphus CBS 101889 is the source of this 528-nucleotide messenger RNA. RefSeq lists its product as uncharacterized. The transcript is spliced from 4 exons. Lineage: Eukaryota; Fungi; Ascomycota; Eurotiomycetes; Eurotiales; Aspergillaceae. Bases 1 to 528 code for a protein of 175 amino acids. The record is from RefSeq and is a predicted model, not a curated record.